This is a messenger RNA of Pectinophora gossypiella (pink bollworm), 12168 nucleotides long. RefSeq names its product adenylate cyclase type 9 (gene Ac13E). Gene Ontology annotation, molecular function: adenylate cyclase activity. NCBI's taxonomy places the organism in Eukaryota, Metazoa, Arthropoda, Insecta, Lepidoptera, Gelechiidae. Gene Ontology annotation, biological process: cyclic nucleotide biosynthetic process; intracellular signal transduction; adenylate cyclase-activating G protein-coupled receptor signaling pathway. The record is from RefSeq and is a predicted model, not a curated record. The transcript is spliced from 8 exons. Bases 320 to 4621 code for a protein of 1433 amino acids.
UUCAUUUCACUCGGGUUUUGGCAAUGGCAAUCUGUGUGAAAAGUUUCAUGAUUGUCGGACGCUGCACAGAUUUAUUUCUUAUUUACUUAAACUGCUUCCAUUCGUAGGCGUUUGUUUACUUGUUUAGUGCGGAAAGUGUAAUAUUUAAAUAUUUCAUGGUUGAGAAAGUGUAUGAAUACAUUGACAUCAUAGCGGGUUCGAUACAAUUUCGCAUACUCUAAACCUGAAAUGUGUCAGAUGACAGAUCAAAGUCCUGAUAUGGAAGACAAAGUGGUAGUGAUUUGAAAAUGGAUCUUGCUAUUAGUUUAGUGAAGGAACAAUGAGUGCUCCGAGUGGGUGUGUGAGCUGCAAGGAUGAGUCAGAGUUUGAUGGAAGGCAUGAGGCAGAGUGGUCGGAGGGCGAGGACGCUCAGAUCCGCCUCGCGCCCCACGUGCAGGCCUACCUCGCACACAACAACCCCACCACUAACUGCUGUGGCCUCACUAUACCCAUCGCUUUCGAAAGAGCUGCAACUGGAACUUGGUGGAACCCAAGAUUCGACUCUGAAAUACUCGAAGGCCAAUACAGAAGCAGUUCCUUUAGACAGAUAAGACUAAGAUUCAGAUUUGCACUUUUAUACAUUUUGAUAUUUUCUAUAUCAUGGUUUGUCUACUUUGUGGUCCUGGGCUUGAACGGUAUAACAAUCAAAUGGCCAUCUCUAUGUUCAAUAUUUGCUGGAGUCCUCUUGAUAACAUCUGUCAUGCUAUUUAUCACAUUUACAAAUGUUUACAAAGUGUAUACCUUUAAAUUAUCCUUAGUCAUGGCACUAGCUUUAUGUACACUCAGCCUGUCCCUGGUGACUCUAACCACGCAGAUGGAGUCGGCGAUGUACCAUGCGGCAGACAUCAGCCAAUCAGGACACUUCACUAUGUGUAUAGAGAUACUGCUCAUUAUAUACACCCUAACACCUUUACCUCUGUAUGCCUGUGUUAUUAUUGGCCUUCUGUAUUCCAUCGUCUUUGAAGUUCUCAACAUAGUGCUGCACCUAUCCGAACAAAAUUGGCAGUUCCCUGGAAUGUUUGUCAGAAUUCUACUGCAACUAUGUGUCCACAUUAUUGGCGUGCAUAUUUACUUAAUGACAUUUGUGAGAAUGCGGGGCACGUUUAUGAAAGUAGGGCAAAGUUUGCUAGUACGGCGACAGUUAGAGAUGGAAAAGCAACUAAAAGAGAAGAUGAUACACUCAGUGAUGCCGCCGAAACUUGCCAGCUGGCUGAUGGAGGAACAGGUGCUCGAAUCCGAACCUAAUCUUAAGCCUCACAACCCAUUAAACCCAAGAAACUCCAAUCCUGGCGCGUCAGACAUAAAGUCAUUGUUCAGACCUUUUAAUAUGAGCUGCAUGGACAACGUCAGCAUCCUGUUUGCCGACAUCGUCGGCUUUACGAGGAUGUCCGGUAACAAAGGUGCUGAAGAAUUGGUGAAUAUACUAAAUGAUCUAUUUGAAAAGUUUGAUGAGCUGUGUCAAGUUCAUGGAUGUGAAAAGAUAUCGACUUUAGGCGAUUGCUACUAUUGUGUCUCGGGCUGCCCCGAGCCGAGACCUGACCACGCUACGUGCUGUGUAGAAAUGGGAUUAGGCAUGAUAGAGGCUAUACAGGAGUUUGAUCGAGAGCGCAGUGAGGGAAUCAAUAUGAGAGUAGGAGUUCACACUGGGACCGUGCUAUGUGGGAUAGUUGGCACGCGCCGAUUUAAAUUCGACGUUUGGAGCAAUGACGUCACUUUCGCUAACAAGAUGGAAUCCACCGGCAAGCCGGGCCGCGUGCACAUAUCUGAGGAAACUAGUCGAUUUCUCGGAGGCUCCUACGUUUUGGAGGAAGGCGAGGAAGUAUUUGGUCACAAAACCUACUUCAUAGAAGGCCGCCAGCUGCACUCCCCGUACGAUCACGAUCAGUGCCUGACCCCCUCUAACCCUGUGAAUUUACGUCUUAUAAUAUCGCCCGCAGCGUCCCCGCAAUCCAUCCUCUCCUUCAACCACUCCCCGCUGCCGCUGUCGUCGCGCGGCAGCGUCAAGGAGCCGCGCACUCCCCGCAAGGCUGACGCUAACAACUUCCUAUCCCCGACUCCCUUCAAUUUCCGUACUAAAGCCAGUUCACUGCCGAGCAUAUUGGACUCCGACGCUGAACUGGAGGAGAAGAGAGAGAACGUAUUCCUCGAAAGAGCGGACAGUUCGUCCAAGAGCCCUACUUCAGUUGGGAGCUAUGGGAAAUAUACGAAUAAGUUGAAAAGUUGGAAGGUGCCCAAGUUUUUGAGGAAGCAUUCCGAUACGCCGUUGCAUGAGUUGAAGAAGCAGGAUUUGAAUGAUAAGGGGAUACAUUUUCUGGAACGGGGUGAUGGGGUUGCUUCUAACAAUGGUUACCAUCAAGUGCCUAUAGUCAUAGAAUCUCAAGACAAUAAGAUGCGUGUGGCGAGCAGUAGUAAACUGAAUGUUCCUGUGAGCCAGGAGAUGGCUAGCUUCGAGCGUGAGAUCAUCGACAUCCGAUCCUAUCUCAGCCAGUCGCGCAGUAAUAUGUCUCCCUUCGCCCGUAGCAGCAGUUACCGCUCGCAAUACGGCAGACCUAACAACAUCGAGGUGCCAGUAUGCCGCGCUCGUAGUUCGACCCUGACGACGCAAGGCGAGGCGCGCCCCCGUGAGCGCCGCCUCCACCUGCCGCUGCCCUCGCCACAGCCGCGCGCCCCCGACGACGCCGUCAGCCUGUGCCCCUCCGUCAACAGCCGCAAGGACUCCGGCAUCAGAAGCACCAGUCGUCGGUCCAGCAUACAACAACAGAUAUUCGCCCUGAACCACACAUUAGCGGCAUCACAGAACGACAUGCUGCAACAUCGUGUCUCUGGCUAUUACACUUCAAGCCAAUCAUCAUUGAACGAGACGUCCCGAGCACGGUUGCCGCCGCCUCUUGACGACAAGCAAGUCCAAUCCCUUCAGAAGCUGCGGAAACAGUCGGAUUUACAGCUCAUACGCUGCGUCCAGGACAAUGCCAGGUCAGGAAUCAACUACUUCGUACAACCACCCCUUAACAGGUUCACGCUGUUUUUCAAAACUCCGGAGAUUGAACGGCAUUAUAGGGACAAGGCGCACCGAAGCGAUGAUACGGAGGACUUCCCGCCGACGCUAACUACUUCCCGGUUCAACACAGCACUUGAUAUUCUCGUCUCGGCGGUUAUAUUCAUCGCCGUAGCAGUUUCCACCUUCCUCAUCUACGAUCAAUGGCGGCUCUCCAUAGGCUGGUUCAUUUCUUUCAUUCUCAUUGAAGUUGUGGCCAUGACGCUCUGCGUCUACAGACACUACCUAAAAUGGAAGACGAAAACCGAUCCAUUCGACCCCCAGAAUAACCAACUCAGGAAAUCCGAUAAAGUGUUCAAAUAUCUAUCGAACUGGUACCCCUGGCAUGUAUCAGGGAGUCUAUUGAUUAGUUUGCCGAUUCUAGCGGUACUUAUAAAUUUCUCUUGCCAAAAUACGACUAUGACUAUAUUGAAAGGCGAACAGUCUUUCUACGUGUAUCUUUUAACUAUUAGCAUUGUGCAUUUUUGUAACUUCACGCAAAUGAACUGGCUCGUCAAGAAUGUGUUGGUGACGAUGUACGCGGGACUAUUCUUGUUUCUGGCGGUGUUCGGUUGCCGCGAAGUCAAUACUCGAAUAUUAGAUGGUGAUAUUAAUUUGACUCCUCCGGUAAUCGCCCAUAACUUCAGUGAUCCUUCUAAUAUGACCCUGGAUAUGCUCGAUCAGAUGUUCCUAAACAACACCAGCGAAUUUGACGGGGGCAUGCAUCACCAAAUCCAUUUGACAGAAUUAUAUAUAGACAUAGCCCUGCUUCUGAUGCUGGUGUGGUUCCUGAACCACGAGUUCGAAAUCAGUUACCGCUUGAGUUUCUAUAGCAAUAUGGUGGCGAACAGGGACAAGCAGAGAGUACAAAAUAUGAGGAAUCAAGCGGAUUGGCUGCUGCACAACAUAAUACCUCGCCACGUUGCCGAUCAACUUAAAAAUACUGCCAAAUAUUCUGAAAACCAUAAGGACGUAGGGAUAAUAUUUGCGAGUAUAAUCAAUUUUAACGAAAUGUACGACGAAUCGUAUCUGAAGGGGAAGGAGUUUUUGCGAGUGCUCAAUGAGCUGAUAGCGGACUUUGACGAGCUGUUGGAGAGACCUGAGUUCCAGCACGUGGAGAAGAUUAAGACAAUCGGUAGUACAUUCAUGGCGGCAAGCGGGCUAAAUCCUGAUCUACGCCACGCCUCACGUGCCACGUACGACCACCUCUUCCAGCUGGUCGAGUUCGCACUCGAAAUGCAGAAGGUAGUCGACAACUUCAACCAAGACUUGUUAGAAUUCGACUUCAUUCUUAGAAUCGGGUUUAAUUUCGGCGAUGUUACGGCCGGGGUCAUCGGCACUACCAAGUUGUACUAUGAUAUCUGGGGGGAUGCAGUGAAUAUUGCGUCGCGGAUGGACUCGACGGGCGUGCCCAAGCGCAUACAAGUAGGCGAGGCCUGUAUCCCGGUACUGUCCACGUGGUACGACUUCGAGCCUCGCGGCAGCGUCUACGUCAAAGGCAAGGAUAACAUGAAUGUUUACCUCCUCGUCGGCAGAAAGGAACCUUAGAUAGGCGACAUAAUGUGAAGAAAAGUAGAAUCUGUGAUUUUAUUGUAUAUUUUACGUAUUGGUAACUUAAAAAAGUAGGAAAUUGUACACUUUAAGCAUAAGGUGAUGCUUUUUUACCGUAUUUAUUUAGGCAAGAAAAUGUUAGGGGCUUGAUGAAAUACUCCAUGUGUUAUAAUAUAAGGCUAUUAAUUUAUUGUUAGAUGAGCUUUUGUGCCUGUUCGGGCAGUGUGCGACCAUUUAGAAGUAUGGUAUUUAUACAAAGUGCUAAAAUCUCCUUGCCUAUAUUUAUAAUUAAAAAAAUCUGUGACCAGUGAUCUAGUCUGCGAAUUAAGUUCGGUAAGGGCGGUCCAGUAGAAAAUUUACAGCUGGAUAAUUGUAUUUACACUUUCCUAUUAACUGAAGAGUCUUGGCGGUAGGCGUGAGAAACCGUUGAUUCAAUUUGGGACCGUCCGGGAAAUAAGAUAAAGUUGUAUAUUGAAUUAUACACACCUCUACUAAAGUUACGAAUAUUAAAAAUUAAUAUAUUUUGUAUAUAAAAUGGAAAUAUUUACCCAUUUGUGGAUAGAUAGUAUUGUUUGGGAUAAUUAAAAUGCAGACGAUUAUUAUAAACGAAAUAAAUGGUACUAAUAUUUCGUAGUAGUGGUGUAGAUUGAUUUAGUAAUUUAAGUUGACGUGCGCAUUUUUGCGUGAUUUGUGUAAUUUGUGUAUGAGGUUGGCGUAUGGGGUCCUGUGUUCACCGUGUCCUGUCCUGUCCUAUAUAUUUAUAACAGUCUAUAUAUACCAUGGAAUAUGACUUCCAGGCAGCUCAGAAUAGCAGGUUAUAGAAAACUAGCUCUAAGUGUCAACUAUGAAUUAUUUUUUUUUAAAUUUAAGACAAAAUAAAUUGUAAAUAGAACUGUAUCGCGUUUCGUGAUAUAUGAUAAAUUAUUUUAUAUUUAUUAAUACCGGACCCUUAGGAGCGCCUCAUGAUGUCGUACUGACAAUUAUGUAUAUUGGCACAAAUUAUUAUAUUUAUGAAAUGCACGAGAUUAGGAAUGAAAUGAAAUUAAUUAAUUAUACAUAUAUUUUUUACUGUGACUACGACUAACAAAGAGUACCUAUAAAUGAAAAAAAAAAACAUUUUUAUUACGAGACUAUUUAUAUUUACAUUAUUCACUAAUUCUGAGAAACAGAAAUAGUUUAAAUUUUUUAUACAAAUACUUGGAACUUUCUCUUACUGUAUUAAAGUAUAUUAUGUAAUAUAUACGGGGAUGUAUCGUGUAAUAUGCAUUAUCGAUGUAGCGACCGAUUGCUGAAGACUUUUUUUUAAAUUUUGACUUCAAUACUUACUGUAAUAUGCAGAUUUUGAUAUAAAGAGAAUAGCUCAGAAUGUAUCAGUCUUUUAUACCCUUAAAACGUAGCAUGAUUAGUGACAUAUUUCUCGUCUCUUUCAUACUAAGCUGUAUACCGUUGGUGCGAAAGGGACAUAUAUCUCUCGUCUUUGUCGCACUAGGCGAUGGUACUUCUGUCCUGUUGUCAUUCUAAUCAUGCUACUAUGAUAAGUAAAGUGUGUUAGCGAUUAAUACUAAUUAAUCCUUGUGCUGUCCAAACGGAAAAUUCUGUAUCUAUUAACAUUAACCCUGACUCUUGCAGACACCCAGUUUUAUUUUAAGUUAUACCCUUCAUUUUCUUAUCCGCCGAAAAAUAAGGGACGGAUGCUUGACAACUAUUAAUUUCAAAAGGAAGGAGCCCGGGGUAAUAAAAUAGGCGCUAAUAUGAAAUCCGUUUGACAUGUGCUGUCAUCUUAAUAUUGCCAAUGUAAAAUUUUAAGGUUUUUUAAAUUUCCACCUUACAUUGACGUGUGUUCCAUAAAUUUUAUGCCUGUCGAUUGCUCGUCCCUUUCAUUUUCGGUAGAUAAAAAAAUGACAGGUAUAACUUAAACUUCGAUGGUGUGUAUUGCACUCAGCACCAUUAUGUAAAUAAGUGUUCUUGUAGGUUCAGUGAAAGCAAUGUCUUUAAUGUGAAUACGACGGAUCAUGGUAUAAGAAAACCAGGUAUGCUCAAAAGUGACAGCUAACAUUUCAAGGUUAGCCCAGCUGACGUCGUCCCACCUUGCGUUGCCAUUUCUUAAAAAAUAAAUUACCCACGUCCAAUGUUUUUAAUUAGUAAACUUUUAGUAAAAGAUUUACUUCCAAUUUUAAUGAAUUUUAUACAUGUGACAAGUAAUACUAAUUAAAUACAUUAAACAGUCAUUCUCUUAAAUUUCAAUAAUAAAAUUUACGUCCUGGGAACGGUGGAGAUACCAAUUUAAUGGUAACACAGUGGUAACACUUACGUCAUCAAACGGCUAGCAAUGGCGGCUUUUCAUGGUUUGAGCAUAUUUGUUAUACCAUGUGAUGGAUAAUGUAUGUAAUGGUGCCUAUUCGGGCGCACACAAACUUAACACAAUUUUAGUUUGACAGCUCUUAUGUAACUACUGUCCUUUACUAACAAUACGGGCAAGAAAGAGCUAGUUUUAGUCCUGUCAAAUUAAGUGGGUGGUUGUUCGAAUCGACACCAUUGUUGAAAGAAUGACGUUUUGUUAUAGCACGGCACGAUACGUAUUUGAAAAGGGACGAUUGUGAGUGAAAUCGAUCGAAAUGGGCUACUUGACAGUUUUCGGAUAAGUGUUUUAAAAACUACAAUUGCUUAUUUUAUACCUCUAAAAAUAUUUUAUUUGCUUUAUUUAAUAGAAAAAAAAACUCAUUUUUCUUCAAUUAUUUUAAAUUUCGCGCGAAUACGUUUGGUCGCGUGACGUUUUACCCAGUGACGUCAUAUUUCAACAAACAAAGAAACUGUCAAACUGUAUAACUUGAAAUCUGUCAGAUACGUUUUUGUUUGUUUUGUGAAAUGUCACAUGACACGGAGCUCAAUCAUGGCCGCCCGUGUUUCAGGUUUUGUAAUACACGGAUAAAAGAAUCCAUUCAUAUUUUGUAAAAAUAAAAUACUAAUAAAAAAAAAAUCUAUUGGAUAAUUAUCGAUUAAUCAUAAACUACCAUAUCCGACAUGUUUCAUAUUUUGUUACAACUGUCAAGUAACCAAUUAUGUAUUGUAAAGCGAAAUCAUGAAUGUCGGUCUUUACGAGCGUUGAUUACUCUUUGUAUUCACAUUUAACUGUCACAAAUUCGCGAGCGAUAUGCGCAGUGCCAUGACAUAGCGAUUCCCCUGUAUUAGGUAAUCUUCAACCUUAUGAUAAAAUCCUUGAUUAUACAUUCCACUUGUAUUUUAACUAUUUGCCUUCGAUAUGACUAUUUAACCGACUUUGAGAAGUAGGAUAGAACUCCGACACUAAGGUUGAUGAGGUUGGAAAUCCUCACAACCCACACGAUAGAAGAAGGUUUUCUAUUUACAAAUAAAUACGGAUGGAAGUCGGUCAGAAUGAGUGACUUUCCAAUCGACGUACCCCAAACACACGAUAGAUGGCGUUGUUCACUUUUAACGUGACAAUAACCUAUUUUCUCAUUGCUGGGGUACAUAAUUAUUCAAAACUGUAAUGUAAUCGUAGAAGCAUAUAUAAAACUAAUUGUUGCUUGAUAUUUGUAUCAAAUCAUGUAUAGAAAGUUGCUACCUAUAUUGCUUUUCUUUAUUUUGAUCAGAAUUAUAAUGGGUGGAAGUUGUAACUGUACCUUGGUGUAAUAAAAAGGGUCAUCAUUUGUACCCAAAAACAAAGACAAACGAUGCGCAUGUCUGUUAUCCAUGAAAUUAGAAGCUUAAAUGAGGAGAAAACUUAACAACGCCAUCUAUCGUGUUUUUGGGGAACCCCGAUAGCAAAGGCCCUCAUUGAAACGAAUGUGUACUUUUACCUAACGUUGGACCAAAACUGGAUUAGUAGGUGUAUUUAGCUCUCUUUGUAAUGUUACCUCCUCUAAAGUAUAUAGAUUCAAACUUAUUUAUUAAAUCGUGAGGCGUACGCUAAAACUUGCGCGCGUCUCGCGUGGGUCAGACCAAUAUAAUUAUGUUAUAUAAGUUUCCUAGGUCAAAGAUAAAUUAUGAAUUCUGAUUACUAAAUAAAGACCGAUCUAAUGAUAACAAAAAACGUUUUUGUUUCUAUUUUACUUACUUAUGAUUUUUUAUAAUUUUGUCAGAACGACACAGGUUGCAUUUUUAUACAAAUUCCAUAGUAAUUUCGUGUUUUGACAUUUAGUAAAAAGUAACUGAUUUGACUAGUUGGAAACUACCCUAUUCUACAAACUUGAUCAUCACCCAGUCAUAGAAUAAUGACUAAUACUACGUAUAGAGCGGUCAGCUCCGUGGUCUAGUGGUUAGAGCGUAAGGCUCACGAUCUGGAGGUCCGGGUUCGAUUCCCGAUGGGGACAUUGUCGAAAUCACUUUGUGAGACUGUCCUUUGUUUGGUAAGGACUUUUCAGGCUUGAAUCACCUGAUUGUCCGAAAAAGUAAGAUGAUUCCGUGCUUCGGAGGGCACGUUAAGCCGUUGGUCCCGGCUAUUAGCCGUAAAAAACACUUCCACCAACCCGCAUUGGAGCAGCGUGGUGGAGUAUGCUCCAUACCCCCUCCGGUUGAUUGAGGGGAGGCCUGUGCCCAGCAGUGGGACGUAUAUAGGCUGUUUACGUACUACGUAUAGAGCGGUCAGCUCGCGCCCCGCACCAAUACGUAUCGGGCCGACCUCACCCCCUCUGGGUCUUACUUUAGUCCUAAAUGGCGGUAAGCCACUAAGGAGUAAGAGGGAAAGCGCGCGGACUGUGUCUCGCUCGAACACGCGCGUUACACGGUACAAAUGAGAUUCUUGCGUGGAGUGUCUUUGGUGUGACACAGUGUAAGUUGAUCGCAAGCGACGACCGCAGAGCAGACCAUCUUACACUGGAUGAUGAAUAAGCUUGCAGUAAUAUCUGACAUAAGUUGGUCUGACGCCUGGCCCGCGCGAAUUUUAACUCACGCCCGACAAAUUCAAGUACUGGGGGCCUUAAAAGUCACCUUGAAGCAAUUAUUAUCGAUAUUGUCAUUUGACAUUUAUUGAUAUUGCGCACUCUUUUUUAAUUGCGCAAAUGUCAAACAAUGCUUUAGAUGAAUUGCUUCAAUGUAGCCUUUUUACAAUCCCUGGAGUUGAUAAAUGUAAGAAAACUUGUUUGUGAUAAAUUUACGAACUGUAUAUUAUAUUAGAAGCGAAAGUGAAGCCCAAAUUGUUCAUAAUAAUUCUUCAUGUAAAACUUAGAAUGGUAAUAUGACAUUGUAGUUAAAAUUUACCCGUAUUUACUGUUUCAUAGACUUCGAUCAUACAUAUUUGUAAAUGCACACACUAUAAACUAGCUAAGCAAAUCGAAGCGAUGCGCCUCGUUUCGUUUUUGUUAGCGCAUCGCGUUUCCUUAUUUAUCUCAGUUACUGAAGGCUUAAAUUGGAUUAAACUCUACGACACUUAUAACUUUUUCAAAAUACUUCAUAUAUUUAUAUUAGGGUUGACGCAGAGACGAUAUUUAGUUUGAUUUUUGUAUGGAACUGUACAUCUACUAAUAUAUAUUGUAUAAGAUCGAAGUCCACAGACGUCCUUUUUAUGCACGAUGACGUAUUUUGCACUUAUAUAAUGCUAAUAUAUUGAAAUAUUGUAUUUGGUCCGAUUCUAUGACUGAAGAUGCCACGGUGCUGGUACUGACAAUGUAAAAAUGGUCUUAUUAGAACUACAAACAAUCUCUAGUAGCUUGCAUGUACGGGUUGCAUGAUUAGGUAUUAGAAACCCUUUAAUAUAGGACAUGAAAUAUAAAGAUAAUAAUAUUUGUUUGUGUAAAAUGUGUGUAAUAGACGGUAAUUGCUUCAUAAUAUGUAAUUGUGAUGCCACUUCGCCAUUUACAUUACACGUCAUAAAAUGUAGCUUGUUUAUAAUGACAGCUGACAGAACAGUAUAUAAUAAAGAUAUUUGUCCCUUUCGUGACACAACAUUGCAUCACAAGAGGUGCGUUCACCAGUGGUUCACACACCCACUCCCCGCCAGAUAUAUUUAAGUAAUAAGGGGCGAGUCACUCAAUCAACCAAUAAUUCUUUAUUGCAUAACGACAUAUACACAGGACAUAAACAUACGAAUAAAAAUAAGCACAAUAGGCGGCCUUAUUGCUAAACAGCAAUCGAGUCGAUUGCCAUUAAUGGAGCACCACAUCCUGGGAACCACGUGGUAUCGAUUAUGAUUCAAACAUUAAUUCAAACUUGAAUGUCGAAUUCAGUGGUUUAGAAGCCGAGCCCUGAUUCGAACUCGUGAGUCUUCCGAACAGAACUAUCGCCGAUCCAAUCUCUUUCGCAUUAAGCUAUAUAGAUUAUAUAUUAUAUUUCUGUCCUGCUCUCAUUCUCGAAAAGCUAUAUUUAAUGUGAGUUUGAAAUCCUAUUGCAUGCAAGUUACUUUAAUGUAGUAGAAACGUUUAACCCGUUUACGUCCAAAGGUACCAUUUAGAAGCUAAAUAAGUGUAUAUUUGAGAACAACAGAAAGGCAUGAGCUAAGAGAUUAAAUUGAAAAUUACUAGUCUCUACUAAGAAUAAAAGACGACUAAAUUAUCCUAAGAUAUAGUAUUUAUUGAAUUAUUUAUUAAAUUAUAUUUAAAUAUAAAAUCAUUGAUUAUGAUGUUUUUAAUACGGAUCAAAUGUUGAAUUAUUUAUUCUUUGGAGACUAGUGUAUUUUCCCGCACCGUUUAUAAAUAGUGUAGAUAUUUAUGUACCAAUGGCAUGGAAACCGUAUACCGCGCGCGACGUGUUAAAUGAACUAACGCCAUUGGCUACGCGAUAAAUAAACCAAUUCUAUUGGUUCAAAUUAUCGCAUCGCGCGCUAGCGCGGCUCGAGGCUACGGGAAAUGGUAGUAGGAAAGGAAAUUUGUAAGUGCUCAGACGUCAUUUGAUACGAUGGAAGACUGUAAUAGGUAGGAUGCUUGUCUGGGUCUCAAAAUGGCCCUAGAAAUUCAAGUAGCGAAUAAAGGUAAAUAUUGAAAGAACCACUUUUUGAUCUCAAUUUUGUCUACUGUCUCGUAUAUCGCAAAGCCUUGAAUUUUAAUAUUUUGUAAAACUACAAAUAUUUUUUUCCCCUGUCUAGCACGAAAAAGGUCUCUCGUGUAAAAACAGUGUAAAAAUCUGCAUUUUAUCCACUUAAGAUACAAAGUAGCUUUUUAAUUUUGUACUCGGACUUUCUCGCAAGAGAAGGCAUGGGAACAUAGCCAUACAGCCUGCAGUGUAAACUCCGCGAUUUUUAAUGAUAUUUAUUAAAAUAAUUGUAUGCUUUUUUCGCUGGUAGGGGUGAAAAGUUAUAUGUUUCACACGAGAGGAAACUACUUCGCUAGUUUGUAAUUCACUCUGAACUGGUGUAAUAAAACAUUUUCCCCUCUUGUAAUAACUAUUAUUCAGUUUUGUAUUUAAUGCGACUGUUCGUUACGUCAUAUCGCUGUUUUCGAAAUUCGUUUUUCUAAUUUCCAUUACACAUUUUGUCCUCUCAAUAUGAACAAUACAAUUUUGAAUGUAUAGUAAUAAAUUGUUAUAUUUAUAUUUUGUCAAUGCUGAACAUUUUUAUGUUUUUAUUUUGGGAAAUAUAUGUAUGAUUUAAAUGA